Messenger RNA from Cryptosporidium muris RN66, 1470 nucleotides. RefSeq names its product IQ calmodulin-binding motif family protein. The record is from RefSeq and is a predicted model, not a curated record. NCBI's taxonomy places the organism in Eukaryota, Apicomplexa, Conoidasida, Eucoccidiorida, Cryptosporidiidae. Gene Ontology annotation, molecular function: protein binding. The transcript has a single exon. Bases 1 to 1470 code for a protein of 489 amino acids.
AUGUCUUCUAAUUAUAGUCAUUUGGGUAAAACUCAAAAAAUCCAAUAUCUAAGUAAGGGAAAUAAUGUCUUAAUUUCAAAUGAGAAUAUAAGUAUGAAUAAUGAACCAUUUGCAUAUCGUAUGAUUAAUUAUAUGGCAUCACUUAUUGGUAUAGAUAAUACAAAUAAUAGAAAUCCAUGUUUAGGAUUACUUUCUCCAAUAUCUCCAAUUAUGUUAGUCAAUAAUAUUCCUACUAUGACAUUACCAUCUCCAGAACCAAUGAUUCAUCCAUUACCACAAACAAAAAAUAAUCGUAGUUAUUCAUCAUUAAAUACUAUAUCAUGGAGUCUUCCUUUUGGUCCUAAAAUAACUCCUUAUUCACACCCUUCAUUAAAUAAUGGAUUAUGUAUAAUACCUAAUGAUUUGCAUACACCUACGACAUCAAACUUUUAUUCACCUUGGGAAGUAUAUAUAGGUCCUACAUAUAAAUCUCCCUAUAUUGAAAAUAUUAAUAGUGGAAUCAAUAAUAUAAAUUAUUUUAAUAAAAAUAAUAAAACUAUUUGUAUGAAUAAUAGAGCAAAUAUAGUAAAUAAUAGGAAAUAUAUUUCCAAUUAUAAAAAGACAUCUGAAAAAUUUAGUAGACUUAAAAGUCAAAUUAGUCCACUUACUUAUAGUUUUACAACAUCCCCUAUACUAACCAAUAAUAAUGAUAAUUGUAUUGAUGAAUCAAUUGAAUUAAUUGUACCUCCUGAAUUAGCACAAGCUCUUCAGUUUAUUGUAUCUUAUAUUGUUAAUAAUAACUUUACAAAUUCCAAAAAUAUUAAUUCACCAUUUUCAUUAACAUUUCAUAAUAAUGAUAAAAAAACAAUUAUUGGAAGAUUAAAUAAAGCUAUUAUGGAAUUAGCUGCAAUAACUAUUCAAAAAUAUUAUCGAAAUUACAGAGGAGCUCUUCUUAAAAAAUUUAUUCAUUCAGAUUUACUAUGCAAAUAUUCAGUCCAUAAGAUAUUAAGUUCUAUAUAUAAAAUUCAGAGAUCUUGGAGGUUUUUUUUAUUAAAUAACAAUAUUGAAAAAGAAAAUUUAAUUCAGAGUGUACUUAAUAAUAGGAAUAAGGCUAGUAGUACAAUAGCAGCUUUUUGGAGAGGGUAUAAAAUACGCAAAGAGUAUGACAAUCUAUUUCGAUGUUUAUCAAUUAGAUGGAUUUGGAAUAUAAACUAUAAUGAACAAGAUAAUAAAGAUAUUUUUGAUAUAUUAAUACGGGGUUCCUUUACUUCAAAACCAUGGCAAGAAUAUAUUACUUUAAAAUGGGAUAAAGAAGAUGAAUGUUACAAAACAAUAAUACAUGCAUCAAAAGGUAUAUAUUAUUUGCAAUUUAUUAUUAAUAAUGAAAUAAGAACAUGUGGAACUAUGGAAAUAGUAGUAUUACCUAUUGUUGGAGUUGCUAAUAAAAUUCAAAUAAGUGAUUCAAAUACAAGUACCUGUAAGUUACUUUGA